GUGUGUAUGAUUAUGACAUGGACGGCCAAAUAUCUUUUAGGUUACUUAUCGUUUGUUUAUUAAUUUGUCUUAUUGGUUAAGACUAAUGAGGUUGAACAGCGGUGGAAGGUCAAAAGAAGAUGCCGUGAAAAAUACGCGUUGAAUUUUAUGAGAUUAUGUUCUUUCCAAUCGGAUGGCCGCGGGUUUUAAACUCGACGGAGCCUGAGAAAAUUCGUGCAGUCGUGUGCAAUAGAGACAAGAUACUUUUUGCCAUUCUAACUACAGAUGCUCUGGCCAUCUGGUAUUGCAAGCCAUGCAUGCCAAUCGUAUUUACUAGGAGAACCCUAGACUCUUUAAGAAAAUAUGGAGAAAACAACUUGGUACAAUGGCGACCGGAUUCAAACAUGUUGGUUGUUUCGACAACGGACAGUUACUUAUUGUUUUAUCAUCUAAUGGACACCAGCACGGAUGGCCAUGGGUUAUAUGACCAGAAAGAUUCUCCAGUGACUAGUCUGAAACGAGACAGUGCAGAAUUAUUUAUCAAAGAAAUUAUACCUGCUUUAAGUAUAAGUUUCGAAAAGUCAGCAUGGGUAGAUGGUGGAAUCAGUUCUCUUGUUUGUAUUCGUGACGAACUUAUGGUAGCUACAAAAACAAGUCAUGUAAUACGUUAUAAAUGGGACAGUACUGCCAACCGAGACUACUCUCUUGAUCUGCGACGAAUUCCCUUUAGUAUUGACCAACAGGUCUCAACUAUAGCAAUCCCAAUAACAGAAAAUAAUGUAUAUGUCUCGGAUAUAGAAUACUCACCUCUGGUCGGGGGAUUCGCAAUCGUUCUUAGCAAUGGCAGAGCAGCAUUUUUAACUGCUCAGUCAUUAAAGUUUGAUCCUAAUCAAGUUCAAGGCAUUUGGGGUAGGGAUUUAGAGGAUGCUACAUGUGCAGCAGUAAAUCAUAAGUACCGACUGAUAGCUUUUGGAAGACAAAAUUCCGAAGGUGUUGUUUAUUACGUUGACGAGACAACGGGAGGCCUGGAAGUAUCGCAUAGUUUGAGUUUAUCUUCUAAGGAUUAUCCUGGCAGACCAGGAAGUGUCAAAUGCUUAAGAUGGACUCCAGAUAGUUGUGCAAUCGCUUUGGCCUGGGAGGGUGGUGGCCUUGCAAUAUGGAGUACCUUUGGCGCUCUAUUAUUAUGUACCUUAAAAUGGGAUUAUGGCUUAAGAGUGGACCUAAGUCGGGACAAUCCGCUUCACGUCCUUACGAUGGAAUGGUCAGCAGAAGGUUAUCAACUGUGGAUGCUUAGAGAAUCUCCAGGGCCAUCACUCGUCGAGGAAAAUGGAAACGAACAAAAUGGGAGGAAACGAUCUCUCAUUCAGUUAGAUUUCGUUAAAAGUCCUUUAACUGUAAAUCCCUGUAUGAGUCAACAUGGUCACUUAUAUUUACAAGGCGAGAAUCGAUUGUAUUUAAACCUUGGAAGUGGUGUGUCAAAUAAUUCUUCUGGUUUUCACCUUGUUAAUGAAGUUCCUUUGGAUACCUCAACGCAAACCCUUGCUGGUUCCAAACAGUGGCUUGUUGUACCAAUUCCCAGUGCCUACAGUGGUUCCAACUGGCCUAUAAGAUACACGGCUAUUGACAACGAUGGAUUAAGUUUAGCUGUUGCUGGCAGGACUGGGUUAGCCCAUUAUUCCUUGUUAUCCCGUAAAUGGAAGCUGUUCGGUAAUGAGACUCAAGAACGAGAUUUCAUAGUGACUGGGGGGCUUCUAUGGUAUCGCGGCUUUCUCAUAGCAGGAAGUUAUUCCCUCCUUGAAGAUAAAGACGAGAUUAGAAUUUACCCACGGGAUACACGUCUGGAUAAUAAUUAUGUAAAGAAUAUUAAAGUGUCAUCGCAAGUUCUGCUCUUGAACACUCUAAAAGAAAGGUUCUUAACUUUCUGUGCCAAUGCUCAGAUCAGUAUAUAUGAUAUGAAAUUAGAAGGUAACGAGGGAACGGGAAUCAUCGAGUUGACAAGAACUCAAACAGUCGACAUUGGAGGACUAUGUGUACAUCCUGCUUGCGUUGUAAGCGCAACUUUGACUGCAAUUCGUGCAGAAACCGCCGGAAGCCAUCCUCAUCCCGAAAGUCUACUUCUCAAUGUGUCCGGACGACUUGUGAUGGUUCAGCGCGAACAUUGCACUGAUAAUUCAGAAAUGCUCUUUACGUGCAGUACACCUACGGUUCUCGCAUCUUGUGUUGAAAAUGUAUGGGUCCCAUGGCGAUCUAGAAGAGAUAAGCCACAUUUGACAGAAGCUCUUUGGCUCUUCUGUGGAGCCCAUGGAAUGAGAGUUUGGCUACCUUUAUUUCCAAGAAAUCACCAAGAUAAACUACAUACUUUUAUGAGCAAAAGAAUGAUGCUUCCUUUUCAUCUUCGAAUAUAUCCUCUGGCGAUACUCUUCGAGGAUGCAAUUUUACUUGGUGCGGAAAACGACACUGUACUUUACACGUCUGAUACGAAUUCUCCGUUUUCGUUACCGUUUAAUUUAUUAGAAUUAACGAGUCAAGUUUACCUACACCAGAUUCUGCGUCAAUUGAUCCAUCGAAAUUUGGGGUACCACGCUUGGGAGAUCGCCAGAUCUUGCUCGGCUUUGCCCUAUUUUCCACAUUCUCUCGAACUUUUGCUUCACGAGGUUUUGGAAGAGGAAGCAACCAGCAAAGAACCAAUUCCCGACGCUCAGCUUCCUUCCGUGGUAGAAUUUAUCCGAGAGUUUCCAGGAGUAUGGGCAAGAGCGGUUGUACAAUGUGCUCGGAAAACGGAAAUUGCUCUGUGGCCGUACUUGUUCUCAGUAGCAGGUCCACCAAAAAAACUACUGCAAGACUGUUUACACCGCCAGCAAUUGGACACGGCUGCCAGUUAUUUAAUAAUCUUACAAAAUUUAGAACCGUCCUCUGUUAGUAGACAACAUGCAACCUUACUUUUGGAUGCCGCCUUGGAACAGGGAAGGUGGGAGCUCUCUAGAGAUUUGGUGCGGUUCCUAAGAGCUAUUGAUCCGAAUGACGUGGAGUCACCACGAUCAUCCUGGGGAAAUACGGCGAAAUUAGGAGGUCCUCCCCAAACUCCAUCUGUUUCGCCACACGAGGAUGAUCUGUCUCUUGUGUUGGGAACAAUGCAGGUAUCCAGAAGUCGAAGUUACAGCACCACCACCACACCAAAAGUUCAGUCCGAUUCGGGAAAUAAAGAUCUAGCUCCGUCUUCCGUGCUGGAAAAGACUAGAAACGUUGUUAUGAGACGAAAAAAAUCCGUACCAACCGUUAAGGCUGAAAAGACUGAGAACAAGGAAGGAUCAGCCGAGGAAUUCUUCAUUGAUGUUAUUCUCCAACGUCAUGCUCGACGAUUAUUAACAGCCCGUCGUCUAGCGGAUCUUGGAAGGUUCGCAGCUCGGUUGGAUUUUCAUCUGGUGACAUGGUUAGCACGCGAACGAGAUCGUGCCGCCAGAAUUGAGGACUACGUUGCCGCGUUGAAAGCAGUUCACGAAGACUUUCAGGUUCCCUAUCCGGUACUCUCAAUACCAAACUUGCAAAAAUUUCGAAGGUCUAGCCUCACUUCCUUGCGGUCCAUACGAUCCAUCAGUCAGGAAAGUCCUGAAGAGGAACCUUUAACUACAAACUUCGCCGUUGACCUUCCCGAUAGUGGAUAUACUAGUCUGCCCAGUGGCAGACCACCUUACAUGAGCCUGGUGUCUCCAGUGGCGAGUUUGGAAACUCAGUUUCCUGCGAUCGAGGCCAAGCUAACCCCACACAUGUUACAAGACGCCAACAGUAUUCUAAGUGACACUAGCACAAUUUGGAGAGACGAUGUGGAGUCUAUUGUAGGGACGGGAAUCGGAAACCAGGUUUGCUGGGUACCUCCUGAAUCCGUAGAGCCCAUCGAGGUCCAUGCCACUUCUUCUGGAGGUCUUGUGAGUCGUGCAGAGGUACAACUUAGGUAUCUUCUGCAGCUUUUCUUAGAAGCAGGUUGUCUAGGAUGGGCUACAAUCCUGGCUACUGUUCUAAGAGAUGCACCAGCAAUGGCUAGGACUAUAAGAGCUGCCCAUACUCCUAUACAAUCUCCAGAAUCUACAGCAAGCCUAAGAGAUGGUCUGUUGACCUUAACCAAGUGGUCCAACUCUGAGUGUCUAGGAUACCGACCUUUUAUGACGAGUAUUCAAGGACAAGUGUCAUUACUGUGUCGCCUGGUGUUAACGAAACAACAAGAACAGGAUCAAAUACCUGAAAGCCCAUCACCUAGUCCAGCUCCGUCUUCAGGGAGUAAUCCGCGAGGAAACAUCUCCAGAUCUCGACAUUCCUCAAUUAGCCAUACAUCUACGACAACGGGAGUAGUCGAAGAAGAGCGUUCCCACGACUCCACUAUGUGCUCCGAAGAAACUAAUUUUCGGGGAAGUUACAAUAAUGUAAACAACGCAGAGACUGGAUCACAAACUUCUACCUGUAUGAUUUCUUAAAAAAUGUUGGGUUUAGAAGAUUUAUACAAUUUUGAGAAAAUCAAACUGCAGAACUGCGUUCACAAAUGGCAAAGGUACACUGUCAAUAGCAUCGUCUGUUAAUGUCCUUAAACUUUUUACAUUUCACGUAAUUUGUACAAAUCAUUUGGGACUUAUCAGGCUUUUAAAUAUCGUAAUAUUCAGAGACCAACUCUGUGUGUUCUUCAAAUUUAAUACUUUUUAUUUCCAAAAAGUUGACUUCAUCAGAUAAAUAUACUUAUACUGGUUUUUUUUAUGAUUCAAACACAAUGUUUACCGUUACACCAUUUAGAGUUGAAAGAUGUAUUUUAAGAAAGGUUAUUUUCAUAUACUAUUUUGAAACCUUGAAAUAUUAAACUUAAAAAUGUUACUCUGGGACAGUACAAGUGUUAUUCAUCUACAUCUCUGAUAAAGUACUUGGAUUACAGAAGCUUCACUCUGCAAAAUCCUUUAUAAAUAUUGCACACUUAAGUAUCGGAAACGAAAGAUCGAUGACAAUGUAGUUUCAAGUACAAUUAAUAAUUAUUUAACUUUUAAUAGUAAAAACUGUUUGAAAUAACAUAGGUGGUACAGUCUAAUCACUGAAUUAUAACCAAGGUUAAAAUGUAUUUUCUGUUCAUUUAAGGGGCAAUGGUACAUCAUUUUCUCAAUGUGUUUUUAUAUCUAAGGGAGCUGAAAGUUAGGAAACUACACCCACAAAUGUUUGUAUAGGAUGUACUUUGAAUAACUUAAAGGAUGAAAUUAUAGCCUUCCAUAAAUAUGAUUUUUCCUAGAGCGAGAUUUCUAAAUUAUUUUUCAGAAACAAAUGUACAUAAUAAGUAAAACUUUGUACUGAG
Molecule: messenger RNA, 5299 nt
Organism: Orussus abietinus
Lineage: Eukaryota; Metazoa; Arthropoda; Insecta; Hymenoptera; Orussidae
Gene: Rich
Product: guanine nucleotide exchange factor subunit Rich
Exons: 16
Coding region: 156-4445 (1429 amino acids)
Biological process (GO): retrograde transport, endosome to Golgi; intracellular protein transport
Cellular component (GO): Ric1-Rgp1 guanyl-nucleotide exchange factor complex; cytosol; Golgi membrane
Molecular function (GO): protein binding
Source: RefSeq, a predicted model, not a curated record